Messenger RNA from Aspergillus welwitschiae, 3279 nucleotides. Its product is annotated as tRNA adenylyltransferase. The transcript has 7 exons. NCBI's taxonomy places the organism in Eukaryota, Fungi, Ascomycota, Eurotiomycetes, Eurotiales, Aspergillaceae. Gene Ontology annotation, molecular function: RNA binding; ATP:3'-cytidine-cytidine-tRNA adenylyltransferase activity. Gene Ontology annotation, biological process: tRNA 3'-terminal CCA addition. The coding region runs from base 1 to 3279 and encodes 1092 amino acids. The record is from RefSeq and is a predicted model, not a curated record.
AUGGCUCAAUCCGCGGACACCCUUCCCAUCAUUAGACUUACCCCUCUCGAAUCGACAUUAAAAUCGCUCUUACUCGAUGUUGCGAAAUACAUACAUGAAAAGAAUGUUGCAGAAGGACGCCGCGAUGCGGAGCCCACGGUUCUGCGAUUUACCGGAGGAUGGGUGCGGGACAAGCUGUUAGGGGUGGGCAGUAAUGAUGUUGACGUCGGUAUUAACAAUAUGACGGGGUAUCAGUUUGGUUUGCUCCUCAAGGAGUAUAUGGAUAGACCAGAAAACUUGGAGAAGUACAGACAAGAGCAGCCCAAUGGAGAAUUGAAGCAUGCGAUUGCUAGCCUACAUAAAAUCGAGGCGAACCCAGAGAAGUCCAAACACCUGGAGACAGUCACAACAAGAAUAUUCGGCUUGGAUAUUGAUUUGGUGAAUCUACGGAAGGAGACUUACUCGGAAGAUAGCAGAAAUCCACAGAUGGAAUUUGGAACAGCCCAGGAAGACGCGAUGCGUCGCGAUGCGACGAUCAAUGCGCUUUUCUAUAACUUAAACGAAUCUAUAGUCGAGGAUUUCACUGGACGAGGGCUGGAGGAUAUGAAGAAGGAGAUUAUCCGUACCCCGAUGGAACCAUAUCAAACCUUUCAGGACGAUCCACUGCGUGUGCUACGCUUGAUUCGGUUUGCCAGCCGAUUGGGUUACAAUAUUGAAAGGGAGACCCAGGAGGCAAUGCGAAAUGAACUUAUUGGGGAGGCUCUCAAGCUGAAGAUCAGCAGAGAACGGGUGGGUAAGGAGAUAGAGAAGAUGCUUCAAGGUCCUGAUCCCCGCGGUGCACUGCAAUUCAUUGAUAGUCUUGGGCUGUACCCGACUAUCUUUGCCAAUCAUCAGGAUGAUGCGCAAGCAGAUACCUCAUCAUGGGCACUCGCAUACAAUGCGCUGGAGAAAAUCCUGAAAGACGAAACCAACGCAGCUACUGUGAAUGUUCGCCAAUUCCUCAUACGCGACAAACUCGAAUCAUACUACGCAUGGAUGAUUGCAGCAUUUGCUCCGUGGUCAAGUAUCCCGUCACGCGUUGCGAGGGGACCCAAGGCGAAACCUCUCCCGGCACGGACCGCAGAAGUAGCCCGAGACAGCCUGCGAGCUGAUAACAAAACAAUCGCCGUCAUCGGUGAUGCGGCACACAACUGGCAGGCCAUCACCGAUGUCAAGGACUCUGUCCUCGAGGGACGCAUGGAUGGAACUGCAGCAGAGGCGCGGCAGCAGGUCGGACUGCACAUUCGCUCGUGGAAGAAGGAUUGGAGGCUCUGCAUACUCCUUUCCAUUCUCCAAGAAAUUAUGCGUGGCGGCGAGUUUACUAGCGUGCUGCAAUCGUACGACCGGUUCCUCUCCUACAUCAAAGAGCAAGAUCUACAGGAUGCAUUUGAGCUGAAGCCCCUCGCCAACGGGGGAGAGAUUGUGAAGGCUCUUGGUUGCAAGACAGGUCCCUGGAUGUCGAAAGCUUUGGAUAUGUCGAUCAAAUGGCAGCUGUUGCACCCGGAGGUUACCGACAAGGAAAGGGUGCUGGAAGAGCUAUCCCUGGAAGACCUACGAACGGCGGCGCGUGAGUGCCUACGCCGCGGUGAUGCGCGCAUCCCAGACUCGAUGCUGGACAAGCUCGUCGUCCCUGGAGAAUUGGAGCGUUUAUGGGACACCGUCUCAGCCCACGAGGACACAGACAAUGCAGCUGCAUCUGAAAACCUGUUUCUUGCUCGGGAGUUCCUGAGACUUCGAAAUUCUGAGGAAUUAUCCGAGUCCGAUACCGCGGCAGCAAACCACAUCUAUGCCUGGGCGAGUCGGCAUGCCCUUCCAUCUGCAGUGUAUGCGGAAUCGAUUGAAGAGCCCAGUGAACAGAGGAAAGCUCUUAUGCAUGAAGAUAAGCUGAGAUCAUCACUAUCAAUAUCCGUGAUUGCAGCCUUGGGCUCUCUGUUUCCGAUGCAUAAAGCAGCAAAUGUGCCAAACAUCGUUCUCACACUGGCAAGCUUCACCUCCGAAGCCGACCCAUGGACGACAAACGAGUCACGCACAGCGUCAACUGCAAUUCUUGAGAGGUUUCGCACAACAUCACCCUCGACACCAGAUGCAUCGUUCUGGGUUGUCCUUGAAACCAUCCUCAAGGACAAAAUCCGACCUCUUUUCACAAGAACCAGAAAUCCUGCUAUCACAGCAGCAGGUCGCAAGGACAUGCACCCCAUCCCACUUCCUAGAUUUGAUACCAGCAUUCUUGACCCCGAGUCGAAACCAUGGCGAUCGUCAGACGUCUACGCGACGACCGUCUUUUCCUGGAUCGUAACACAAUAUCAGGCAAACGACAUCAGCCGUCUAGAAUCCCACUUCCCUCUCCUCGUCCCACCAAUUCUCGCCUUAAUUGACGAUGAGACCAACCCCCACAAAGCCGACGGCUGCACACUUCUCACCCACCUUUUACACCCCAUUCAGCAAGCCAAAUCAGAUAUACUUAAACGCACCAACCUCUCCUCUGUCUUCAUCGACGCCAUCAAACCCUGCCUCCUCUCCCUACCCACCAUAACCCCCGAGCCCGAUUCCAUCCGUCUCCUAGGCACAGCUUAUCCAACUCUCUUCUUACUUCUCAAAACUAGCUACUUACCAAAGGAUAAACAAACCUACACCGCCGAGCUAACGAAAGUCCUUCGCGAGAACCUCAUCUCCUCCUUCCACCACAUUAGCACCAUGACUCCCUCCAGUGGGACGCAAUCUACACUAUCCUCGUUCCCGCAUCCGAGAUUAUCUAGUCUUUUGUUGAACAAAAUACACGACAUUCUCUUCGAUCUCGCGGUUCACACAACAAAAUACCUACAGGAAAUAAUUCCGCUCAUCUACAGUACACUGUCUAAUCCCUUCGGGACAGCUUAUCCACCUCUUCUAUUGGCGGGAGUGGCUGUUACCAGAGCUGUGAUUCUGAAUGCACACCCGAGGAUUUGGCGAUGGAGAGGAGAGAUUCUGGGUGCCGCGGCGGCAUGCUGGGUCAAUGUGGUGGAUGAAGAGGUCGCAGAGCGAGGGAAAGAGGGCAAAAAGGAAGAUUUGACUAAACUGAAGAUGCAGCUAAAGGGCGUGGUCUAUUUGCUGAGAAUGGCUUUGCAGAACCCAGAUGAGGAGGUUGCUGAGGAUGAAGGGGCGGUUGAAGCGAAGGAGGGAUUCGCGAAGGAGAUGGAACAGUUGGUUGGUGCUGAUGAGGCAUUGAGGGAAUUGCUGCUUGGGAAAGUAGAUGGGAAGGAUGGAAGAUAUUUCGGUGCUUGA